GCCGAGCGACAUCCCGCGGUUUUCCUGAGUGUCCAGGCCUGGGUAAAGCGUCAGUCAGGCGGCCAAGUGUGUCUCCUCUCGACGCCUCUGUGACGCUGGAAGUGCACCGCGAUCUAGUGGCUGACAUCCAGCAUGACAGGGGUGUGCGGUUGUUGCGGGGCUCUAAGGCCUCGCUACAAGAGGCUGGUGGACAACAUCUUCCCCGAAGACCCUGAGGAUGGACUGGUGAAGGCCAACAUGGAGAAGCUGACAUUUUACGCCCUGUCUGCUCCAGAGAAACUGGACCGUAUCGGAGCGUACCUGUCUGAGCGCUUGUCGAGGGACGUGGCCCGGCACAGAUACGGUUACGUGUGCAUCGCAAUGGAAGCGCUGGACCAGCUGCUGAUGGCCUGCCACUGCCAGAGCAUCAACCUGUUUGUGGAGAGCUUCCUCAAGAUGGUCCGCAAGCUGCUGGAGUCCGACAAACCCAGUCUGCAGAUCCUGGGAACCAACUCGUUCGUGAAAUUUGCCAACAUAGAGGAGGACACGCCCUCCUACCAUCGCAGUUACGACUUCUUCGUGUCCCGCUUCAGCGAGAUGUGCCACUCCAGUUACGAGGACCCCGACAUCCGAACCAAGAUCCGAAUGGCGGGCAUCAAGGGCCUUCAGGGCGUUGUGAGGAAGACCGUGAACGAUGAGCUUCAAGCCAACAUCUGGGACCCUCAGCACAUGGACAAGAUCGUCCCGUCGCUGCUCUUCAACCUGCAGAGUAGCGAGCGCACAGAGAGCCGGUCCCCCUCCCCGCUGCAGGCGUCAGACAAGGAGAAAGAGAGCCCGGUGGAGCUGACGGAGCGCUGCUUCAGGGAGCUGCUGGGCCGAGCCGCCUACGGAAACAUUAAGAAUGCUGUCACUCCUGUGCUCAUGCACCUCGACAAUCACUCUCUCUGGCAGGGAAAGACCUUUGCUGUGCGUUGCUUUAAAAUCAUCAUGUACUCCAUUCAGUCACAGCACUCCCACUUGGUCAUCCAGCAACUUCUCGGUCAUCUGGACGCCAACAGCAAGAAUUCGGCCACCAUUCGAGCUGGGAUAGUUGAGGUUUUGCUGGAGGCCGCCGCCAUCGCAGCCAGCGGCUCAGUCGGGCCCACCGUGCUGGAAGUCUUCAACACCCUGCUGCGACAGCUCCGUCUGAGCGUGGACUACGAGCUGACCGGUUCCUACGAUGGCAACACCAACAUCGGCACCAAGAUCAUCAAAGCUCACGAGGAGAGGCAACUGCAGGAGGCUGUCAUCAGAACCAUCGGUUCCUUUGCCAACACUUUACCGACCUACCAGAGAUCUGAAGUCAUGCUCUUCAUCAUGGGCAAGAUCCCCGUACCUGGUGUUCACCCGCUGCUACCAUCUUCAGGCUCUGUGCCUGAAGGUACAAGGAUGAUUCAGGUGAUGUUACUAAAGUCCUUGGUCCAGGUGACUGCUGGUUUCCAGACCACCAACAUGCUUACAGCUCUGCCAAGCUCCUUCCUGGAGCCUCUGCUCUCGUUCUCCCUCACCGAAGACCCCGAGGUCCGGCUCCUGGUGCUCCAAAUCCUCCUCAGUCUCAUCGACAGGCAUGACAACCGGCUCAAAUUCUCCAACAUAAGCAUUAUCACGGACAUCUCCGUGCUCAAGAUUAAAGUGGACAAGUGCUCCAGACAGGACAACUUGUUUAUGAAAAAGCACGGCCAGCAGCUCUAUCGACACAUCUACCUGGGCUGCAAAGAGCAGAGUAGCGGCCGGCGGCACUACGAGAGUCUCUUCGCUCUGCUCGGCCUUCUCAGCGUCGAGCUCGCCAACGAAGAAGUGGUCGUUGACCUCAUUCGUCUGGCGCUCGCUCUGCAGGACCUGGCUGUGUCCACCGAUGAGGCGCUUCCCGUUUUCAACCGUUGUGCGGUGCACGCGCUCGCCGCCGCCUACCUCAAUCUUAUCUGCCAGCUCACCACUGUCCCGGCCUUCUGCCAGCACAUACACGAGGUGAUCGAAGUGAGGCAGAAAGAAAGCCCUUACCUGUUGCCCGAGGAUGUCUUUAUUGACGUGCCCCGACUCCCCUCGUCGCUCGACAAGGUGGAAGGCGACGUGCUGUUCCUCCAGUCCAAGAUCACGGAAGUUCUCGGGGGCAGCGGUUACAACACCGAGCGACUGGCGACCCCCUACGUCCCUCAGUAUACGGAUGAGGACCGCCUGUCAAAGAGGAAGAGCAUCGGGGAGACAAUCUCGCUUCAAGUUGAAGUGGAGUCCCGAAACAGUCCAGAAAAAGAGGAGCGGACUCCAGCUGAGGAAAUCACCUUUGAAACCUUGAAGAACGCCAUCGUGGACAGCGUGGGCAUGGAGGAGCAGGAGCGGGAGCGGAGGAGGCAAGUGGUGGAAAAGUUCCAGAAAGCUCCGUUUGAGGAAAUCGCUGCCCACUGCGGCGCUCGGGCCACGCUGCUGCAGAGCAAACUCAACCAGAUCUUUGAGAUCACGAUCAGGCCGCCGCCGAGCCCGUCCGGGACCGUAUCGUCCGGCUACGGCCAGAACCAGACUCGCUCGGUCCCCAUCUACGAGAUGAAGUUUCCUGACCUUUGCGUGUACUGAGACGCCGCAGUUCCCGAACUCUUCGUUGACCCUUUUGGGGAAACCGCAGCAGCUGGAGAUGUUGGGGGUUUUUUUUUUGGGGGGGGGGGCGAAGGGUCGAAAAAAAAACAUGCGGCUGCUGCAAAAACAAGCCACUUUCUUCCUCUAGCUCGCCGUGUAGGAAUGUGUUGGACAAUCCUUUUCGUCUUCUGCACUGAUUUUGUUAGCCCUUUUUUUUUUUUUUUUUUUUUUUCUUAGAUUGAGCCAAAAGUGCUUUCGAUCAUCCCACGCGGCCAUUGUUUUACCCUUAUUUAUUAUUCUCCCAAUACUUUUUAAUAACAAGUCUCCCCGAAGCUCGACAAAAGGAAGGCUGACGUCGUAUAAAUGUGUACAUACAGAGAACUCUAUAAAUCUUUAAGCUCCUGUACAGCCAAGGAGUACGCGCGUGGAGGUAUGUGUAUAUACAGUAAUGUAUGAGCUCCAAUUUUAACUGUUGUUCGUGACCAUCUCGUCUUUAGCUGGUACAAUAUUUUUUGUCAGCGCCAAAUUAAAAUACGUAGCUGGUGCCCUUGUAAAUCCUGAAAAAUCUGAAAUGUUCCCGUUCUGUCCCCGCUCCGGUUUUCUCGGAGUGGAGAUUUGUGGUGUUGCCAUAGCGCUCUGACUCACGAUGCGUGGGCUGACGCCUCCGUGCUGUGGCAUCUUUCCUUCUCUAAGCCAUCUCCAGUAUGUGUGUGUGUAAUAAACGAGUCGCAGGUAGUGUAACGCGUGAAACAUCAAACCGCUCAUGAAGUCCAUAACUGUUCAUGUUUUUUGGAUCGUGGACGCAAAACCAAGGGCAAAUGAAUCAGCUUGUGGUGAGCGCAUAAAAAGCACCACAAAAGAAGAAAAACGUUCUAACAGCAAACGAAACCCUUGCCUGGCCGUCACCUGUUGGUAGCAGUUCUUGUAUCUGUUUGGAUUGUGGCGGUGGAAGGCAGUGAAAGGUUCGAGUCCAUCUUUACUGUUUUAAAGCCAAUGGAGCAUUUUCGUCACGGGCCAGAUUGUAGUUAUGGUUUCCCUCAGAGGGUUGUUAUGACUGUGAAGACAUGAAAUUGUUUAAUUGCCUCGUCAUAUUUACACAUGAAAUUUAGGAACUAGUUUUGGAAUCAAAUCAGGAGUAACAAACAUGCUUGCAAUAUCUCAAUCUUAUCAUUAUGCUCCCACAAUUUGAAAUUUUAGAACAGAUUUUAAGAAUGAUGGAAGUUGUUACACGUGAUUUGCCUUCGGGGGACGCACAAAAUCAUGUGGCGGUCCUGAUCUGGCCCUCGGGCCUUGAGUUUGACGCCUGUUCAAUAGCGCACGGGGAAUAGGCGACUGGGAUGAGUAACUUGCCCAAAGCAAGCAACGCCUGAACCCACAGUCCGAGUCGUGGUGGUGGUGCAACAGAGUGGAAGGUUUUGGUCCGGCCAAGUCAACGUCGCCAGACUUCAACCCCAGAGAGUAUGCGUUUUACCCGGUUAAAAAAACAAAGCUACAGUCAAGUGUGAAACCAUCCCAAAACAACCGACUACCGAAAGAGGCUACAGCAGAAGUCUCAGCAAAGUGAGAAUGGCCAAGUUUGUCGAAAAGGGAAAAGCCUGUGGGCCGACGCCUGUCGGUAGCAGCCGUGUGCUCUGUGCUCUGCGCUCUGCGCGUGGAUAAACGGUUUCCAUUGUCGUGGUGCUGUCGGCGUUCAUCUGUUAUCUGCCGCUCGACGCCGUUUUCCUGGUCGGCCGUCAAACGGACAUCCUCACAUGUUUGUGCGGUUACGUUCCUCUACUCUGUCUGUCGUCUCUUUUUUUUUUAUUGUUUGCGCUUGGCAGUCGUGUCCAGCGACUCUUCGGCGGUCCAAGUCGUCUACGAAGCUUCCCGAGGGGGAUGCGAUGGUGUCAUUCCUCCGCGUAGUUACGGAUAGCCUUGCUCGCGCGGGUCCAAAAUUCACUCGGUCAACUUUGCACUUUAAAAUCCGGGGGAGACCCGAGACGGACGUUUUUGGGGACGUGAGUGGACGGAAAGCCUUGGCGCUCGCUGGUUCCGAACCGACGUUGCAUGCUCCUACUAUGUGUUAGUGCUCCAAUAAAAGUUGACAGUCGACCACAAUCAUUUUGGUUGCAUUCUCGUCUUUUUCCAGUCCCACUCGGCACCGCGACGUGAAGGGGAAUUUAUUUGAAUGUACUGAGCAAAAAGGAAAUGGCAGGUUUUUG
Syngnathoides biaculeatus (alligator pipefish) is the source of this 4787-nucleotide messenger RNA. Its product is annotated as protein EFR3 homolog B. NCBI's taxonomy places the organism in Eukaryota, Metazoa, Chordata, Actinopteri, Syngnathiformes, Syngnathidae. The record is from RefSeq and is a predicted model, not a curated record. The transcript has 23 exons. The coding region runs from base 133 to 2586 and encodes 817 amino acids. Gene Ontology annotation, biological process: protein localization to plasma membrane. Gene Ontology annotation, cellular component: plasma membrane.